AUGGUGUUGAUGCCACACAAGAAGGAGAGCUCGUCGUGGAGUGCCCAGCCUGUCUCCAUCCUGGUCGCAAUCUACCGAAAGACUGGGAGCGUGCACCUCCCGAACUUUCAUGAGUAUAUAGGUGUAUCUUAUCGUGCAUUCUCUCUCACACAGAUUGCUCAAUCCAGUUGGCUGUACGUACUAUUUUUCAUGGUGGAUGCAAACUUCCACAUCCACUGCAAAGACCGAGGUUUGACCGAUGUCCAUCUGUCACCGGGUUGGGCAUACUACGUGGAGGAAGCGUGCUAUCUCAAGCAUGUCGAGCAACAUGCUCACUUAGAGGAGGAGAAUACCUGCACUGCGGAGCACAAUGCAAUAAUCAAAGCAAAUCUUCACAAGGAAGGCUACCUGGCAUCUGGAGUUGGUGCCGUGCUCUGUGCCCGCCAUGCAUUUGUCCACAAGAAGGGAGUCGGAGACCUUCAGAAAGGAGAAAAAUUCUGCAACAUCGACUAUCUCAUUCUAUCCACCCUCACAUCGCUUGUUCUCCUCUGGCUCUUUCUUACCUACGACAUCGCAUGCCAGUUUAGCAAGAACUUCCAGAAGCGAAAUGCUACGUACCGUGAAGACCUUCAUCUCGACUUUGAUCGUAUCAAUAUUCGCUGGGGAAUACCGAAAAAACAUCUUCCAGCUCACGGCCCCAACCAUGUACGAUAUUCUCUCAACUAUGUUCGGCAUGUGGGAUGCACAUAUGGUGAGGGCAUUGAGUCGAGCUGGUCACACAUGAAUCCAAUUGCAAUGAGCACACAGGAGAUGGGACCCACGAUGCAUCAAGAGGUACUCGACGAUCAUUGGGGUGCAUGGAAUUGGGGAAAGAUAAUUAAUCUCAUUCCAGGCAAGCACAUGCAAAAUUCAUACAAGGAGGCAGUCUCAAUGCGCCAGAAGCACCGAGAUAUAUUCAACAGAUUUUCGGAUACAUUUGCACCAGCAGUAAUCAAGGAAUGGGAAGAUAUUCAUGAGGCUUGGCAGCAGAAUCACAAUCAUAAGCCUGACCCUUUCGAAGAGCCAACCUCCACGUGGACGAUGAAUGCAGUCUGCCUACAACUGGCACAAGAAGAUGCCGCCGAAGCUGCUCGUGGACAUGUAGCACCUCAUGAAGUGACUGCCAGCAUAUUCCUUCAGCUCGGCUUAGAGCUAGAAGGUCAAGUCCAUGUAUCACAGCUCAAGUCUAUCGGAAAAAGUGACGCCAUGUAUGCUGACUCUCAACAGAGACAGAAUGCACUGUAUCAUCACAUUCAAGGAUGGUGCACGUUGCAGGACAUUUACAUGCCCAUAGCGGCACAGCUACGUGCUCCGUACAUCAGCAUUGAAGAAAUAGCAGAAAAGUCAGACUAUGCAGCUAAUGAUAUGAAGCUAUGGUUGCCAUCAUCCCUUUCUGUUGACUUGCGAAGCUCCGAAGCAUUGCGCGAUCUUGUCAUGAAGGAGACACGGCUUCGCGUUGCUCAAGCCGACGACGCACUUGCAGAAAUUCGUCGGUUACGUCAUGUUCUCAUGGAGGUCCGUCAAUUUCGCAAGAUGAAUGUAUCUGGCACUGGACAAAAAGCAAAUACGAGGAUGCGUACAUUAUUUAUGCAUUUCACAGACAAGAUCCAGCGUGCGACCUCCACCUAUCAUGUCGCUCAUGCUGCCCUCUCCGUACUCGAUCCUGGUGGUGACUGGUCAAAUCGCUUUCUUGUUCUGAAAGAGAAGCACAUCUCUGGAUCAAGGCGUGAUGAUGAUGGAAUGGGAGAGGGCCGGUAUGAGCUAUCCUGGAUCUGGUGUGUCAAAUGCCCAGAUGGGACCACUAUCAGUGAGGAGGUCUCGAAUACCAGUGAGUACAAUGAUAGCAUGUGCAUCGAGUGGGCAUGUACGAAGGCACGGGCAGAUAGAUGGGCUGAGGAGAAGCAACUCCUGGAGGAGGAGAUGCGAUGA
This is a messenger RNA of Laetiporus sulphureus 93-53, 1947 nucleotides long. RefSeq lists its product as uncharacterized. The record is from RefSeq and is a predicted model, not a curated record. The coding region runs from base 1 to 1947 and encodes 648 amino acids. Lineage: Eukaryota; Fungi; Basidiomycota; Agaricomycetes; Polyporales; Laetiporaceae. The transcript is spliced from 6 exons.